Owenia fusiformis is the source of this 2844-nucleotide messenger RNA. NCBI's taxonomy places the organism in Eukaryota, Metazoa, Annelida, Polychaeta, Sabellida, Oweniidae. The record is from the annotation of a GenBank genome assembly.
AUGUACCCAACGGAAUAUACAAAUGUAAAUAAUAUACAUAUUGUAUCACCAGGCACAUUUGGCCAAGAUGGACCCAUCGUAGAAGUAGAAGUUGGCUCAACAGUCAGAGGGGUGGAGGAGUAUAUGCCCAAUUCUAUCAAACCGAUAUACAAUUUCAUGGGUAUUCCUUUCGCAGCGCCACCUGUCGAUGACCUUAGAUUCCAAACACCACAGGAAAUCCCUCUCUGGACGGGAGAACUCGAUGGGACAAAUUAUGGUGAUAUUUGUCCAAAUUCACUACCUGUUCCGGAUCCUGAUAUGAGCGAAGAUUGCCUCUUUCUGAAUGUCUGGACUCCAUCGACCUCACAGAACGCCAAUAUGGCAGUCAUGGUCUGGAUGUAUGGAGGAGCUUUCCAGUUAGGUGACGGCGAUUCUUACGAAGGGACUGAGUUGGCAACUCUGGAAGAUGUAGUGGUAGUCAGGUUCAACUAUAGAGUCGGAGUAUUGGGCUUCUUAACAAUGGGUGAUUCUAAUGCACCGGGAAAUGCAGGUUUACUAGAUCAACGAAUGGCCCUCCAAUGGGUACAGCGGCACAUUCGAAGUUUUGGAGGAAAUCCUCGUGCGGUCACAAUUUUCGGAGAAAGUGCAGGAUGUACGCAAGGCGAUUCAGCUAGAAUAACUACUUGUCUCAGAAACCUCCACUGGGAAGACAUUGAAGAUCAUUCAUUCGAAUACCUGCCAGGGCCUCACCUCGACGGUAUCUUCCUCACAGACUGGCCCCUCAGCACGUAUAACAUGGGAGAAUUUAACAGAGUUGAUUAUCUACUCGGUUUUAACCAAGACGAGGGAUAUAUAUUCAUGGAAGACGCCGACCCUACUCGUGAAAACAUCGCAACGUUAAUCAGGGACUACCUUGCCGUGAUUUACCCGGAAAACUUAGAGGCAAUCCACCAAGCAUGUAUGGACGUCUAUGUUGAUUAUGAUUCAAUGGUGACAGAUGAGGAUUAUGAGAGGGCCUAUUCGUAUUUUAUCGGGGAUAAACUUUUCCUUGGCCAGAUCCAUGACAUUGCUAGGAAGCACUCGGGGAAGAAGUCGAAGUUCAACGGACCGUCAAAGAAGACAUUCGAUGAAUUGUUAGCAGAGAAACUGCAACCAUAUUACGAUGAGUUUGAAGAGUUCAUGGUCGAACAAGCAGAGCGAAUUUCGAGAGAGAUCAAAAUGGAUUUCAUCCAGGAAGGAGACGAUGGAGUUGUGAUCGGGGAGCCGAGCCGAGCCCCAAAGAAUAGAAAGUACUAUGGUGACAAUUUCAGUGGCACAAAACAAGAUUAUGGACAAUUUGCAUCCAGAAUCCCUAUGCCUGCAAUAGGAAACCAACGACGCCAACCAAGUAUUUGCCCAAUUUCAUCAAAUCCGCCGCUCAUUUCACCAAGCUCAGAGACCAGAUUGCCUCCAAUAGCCGAAAACCAAUAUACCGCUCCUGUACCACCAAGAGGGCAAAGACCAAUUACUGCUCGACCAACGCAACGCCAAACAGCUAGGCCAAGACCUUUCCAAGCACCUCGAUCAAGUGAUCAUCUCGCACCAACCCCACCAGAGAACAGUGCUCCUACACGGGCAUCCAUCCAAGCUCGCAGGUUCAAACAUCAACAGGACCAACAGCGAACUAAAGCACAGAAACUGGAAGACAGGAUGCGCCGCGCAGAAGCAAAUCAUAAGCGUGCAAUCGCAGAAAAACGGGGAAGAGCCCAACACAGUUUGGAUUAUUGGGAAGCUGGACAAGUCAGAAACCUGGAAAUACAUAAGAAUGAUAAUGAUGCCUCAUAUGAGAGAGCAAGAGCCAGAUUGAGCGCUGCAGCAAAGAGAGUUAGAUAAUAAGCACCAUAUUAGCUACUUAUGUAAAUGUUAGGUUUACCUAGAGCGCGGCGAGGAUGGUUCAGUCUUUCAUACUUGCAAUUUUUGCAUUUCUAUUUGUAUAUUGGUCAUAUACUCUAUAAGAGUUAAAGUGAUUCUUGAUUCAUAUCCUAUUUGACGUUUGCCCUUUCACUUUUUUUGUAACUCAACUUUCACAACCGUUUGACCCUUACAAUAUUGUCAAUCUAUAGUUAACAAGGCCGUCACACUUAAAAGUCGACUAGUAGUUCCUCUCAACUUGUAUGUUAAAUAUCUGUAUUUAUAACAACAUUGUUCGACGUGACCUGUAAUUUCCAGGGUUGUGCAAUUUAAGAUGACUUAAGUUUCAGUUUUAAUUUAAUAGAUAAUUACAUGGGCUGACCGUGACCUAUAGUACACUCUGUCAUUCUAUUUAAGUUGAUCAAUCAUUCAAGAUCUCGUCGGCAGAUUUAACAUCCAUCUAUCGAUAGCGAAUGCAGUGACCUUGACUUAUGGUUAAUAGGGUCGUGUUAGAGUUUACCUUCGAUUUUUAAACAUAUGUUACAUAAGUUAAUUGAUAACCAGUUUUCGUGUAACCACUAGUGAACAGGGUCACGUUAUUGAAUUGAAAUUUUCAUUCACAUGUCAGAGUUGCAAAUGUUUUGACAAUAGGUUGACUAAUGAACCUAGACAACAGAAAGUUGUAGGCCUAUAGUAAGGUUACGUUGUACUUUUGAGAGUGUUCUCUUGUUAAUUCAAACACUUCCUGCCAAGUCGAGUUUGAUUUUGGUUGUGACAGUAUAAUUAACAAGAUGGAUGGAAGUGUUUUAUGAAUUCUCGAACCACACGAGACUAGAAUGAGAUUUCUUAACUGUAGUUAUAUUCUUUGUAAUUUAAACUAGAUCUCGUUAAAUAGAGCUCUCUAGUUGCAUUCUACAUUAAUAGGGAUCCCGUUAAAUAGAGAUCCUGAAACUGUCGUCUGCUCGUAAUUACUUA